GGAUUUCAUUGGCCUAAAGACAAACCAUGUGAUCAUAACAUGAAGUCACAUGAUCCCAUUAAAUCCAUGUGGUGUAGUUCUUAAAGGUUUAAAAUGACAUCUAUUGGGGAAUGAGUAUCAGAAAGGUAUAAGAGACAUGGAAUUGAAUGGCAAUCAGUCAAAGAUGACAGAAAAUGCAAAAUAUAUUAAAAUUCCUGAAAAGUUUGUCAUAUGCCUGUUGACUGCUGCUGCAGCUGUUCUUUGUUACCUGAAUUCUUUGAAUGGAGAUUUUGUGCAUGAUGAUUUGUACGCCAUCAAAAACAACAGGGAUGUGACAGGGAAGAACUCAUUGUGGUCCAUCUGGGGUCAUGACUAUUGGGGGAAGCCGAUGUCAGACCCCCGCAGUCAUAAAUCUUACAGACCAGUCACUGUGCUUAGUUUUAGGUUGAACCACCAUCUUGGUCUGGGAUCUCCCUACAGCUUCCAUGUUGUCAAUGUCUGCCUCCAUGCUGUAAUGACCUUGAUGUUGACCUAUGUCUGUCAGACAAUUUUCCGUCUCCCUGCCCAGUGCUGUCUGAUGUCUGGUCUUCUGUUUGCAGUUCACCCUAUCCAUACUGAGGCAGUGUCUGGAAUCGUCGGACGAGCCGAUGUCCUGGCUGGUAUCUUCUUCCUGCUAUCAUUUAUUUCCUACUUCAGGAGCUUAGAGGUGGAUAAACGGCCAUGGGAUAGAGGGGCACCUGCCACCAAACACUGGUCCCUGAUGGCUGUCAGUGUAUCCAUGGCAACAGUCUCCAUGCUGUGCAAGGAGCAAGGCAUUAUGGUCCUUUCUGUCUGUGUCCUAUUUGAUGCUGUAUUCUACAGUAGACUGAUUCAACAGUAUAGAUCUUGGAAUAAAAUAAAGCCAUUUGUGUGUAGAUUCAUCUUUGUGGCAGGAAUGGGACUGCUAAUUUUGUCGCUUCGUCUGUGGAUAAUGAGAAGGGAACUCCCAACCUUUCUACACCAGGACAAUCCAGCCUCAUUUUCCUCCUCAUUACUUACAAGAAUCUCAACCUAUGGCUUCCUUUGGUUCUUCAACAUUUGGCUGCUGUUGUUUCCAUCACAGCUGUGUUAUGAUUGGCAGAUAGGAAGUAUUCCAUUGGUGGAGAGUUUGUUGGAUUUUCGUAACCUAGCAACAGUGUCAUUGUCUAUUGCUCUACUACUUUUGUUGCUAAGAUGCUGGAAAGAUGCAAAGACAGAGGAGCCUAACUCAGCAGUGAUAUCUGGUGUUCUACUUUACGGCCUGCCCUUCAUCCCAGCAUCUAAUCUUCUGUUCCCUGUGGGCUUUGUUGUGGCAGAGAGGGUUUUAUACUUGCCAAGUGCUGGAUUCUGCAUUUUAGUAGGAUAUGGUGCGGAUCUUUUAUUGAAAAGUUUUCCUCAAAGAAAAAACAUGUUGGUUUUCCUUUUUGCAAGUUUUCUGGUAGUCAUGGCAACCAAAACCAUGAGCCAAAACAGAGUUUGGAGGUCAAGAGAGACCCUUUUUGUCUCUGGUGUAAGAACUCUUCCACACAAUGCAAAAACUCACUACAACUAUGCCAACUAUCUCAAGGAUAUAGGGGAGGUAGAGUCAGCCAAAACUCACUACCAAACUGCUCUAAGCCUGUACCCACACUUGCCUAGUGCUCACAAUAAUCUGGGAACCCUUCUCAAUGACACGGUUGCAGCAGAAGUUCACUACGAGGCAGCACUGAAGAUAACUCCGGAUCACAAGGGUGCGAUGAUCAACCUUGGAACAUCUCUCAUUACAAGAGGUCAGUACCAAAGAGGUAAGAAAUGGAUUGACAAAGUCCUGGACCAAGAUCCAGAAAACCUGGACGCCAUUAUUGUGAAGGCUUGGGUCACUAUGGAGGAGGGUGACUUGACUCUGGCUGAGAAGUUCUAUCAGAGAGCCCUACAGAAAGACCCUAGGAAUGCAGAGGCCUUGUAUUACUAUGGGAAAUACUGGCAGAAAAGAGGUGACCUUGAGAGGGCCGUGAGGUUGUUCAGGAGGUCGUUCCUUACAGACUCGGGCCAGUGGAUGGCCAUGGUCAGUGCAGGAGAUGCUCUCAAACAACUCGGCAAAUACCACGAGGCAGAGGAAAUACUCACCAGAUCGCUAUUGAUAAGCCGCAGUGUUCCAGCAUUAGAUACUCUCGGACUUGUGUAUUUUCAUUUGGGGAGAGUGUCAGAUUCCAUAAACAUGUAUGAAGAAAUCCAAAAAUUGGCCCCCGAUAAUGCAGAGUCCCUUGUUCACUAUGCUCAGAUACUUGGAAACAUGGGAGAAUCAGAGAGAGCGAAGGAGAUUUUAACUCAGGUAUUACAAAGAAAUCCACAGAAUUCUGACGCUUUGGUACAGAUGUCCAAUGUCCUAGGACUGCAGGCCAAACACUCACAGGCUUUGGAUUACUUGAGAGAUGCCAUCAGGAUAACUCUGACAGAGAACAACAGGCACAAACUAGAGACACUGUUUUUCCAGCAGGCCAAUCAUUAUAAGGACUUGAAGAGAUAUGAUGAAGCUUUACAGAGCUACAAUGAAACCAUAAAAAUAAAUCCUCUACAAAAGGAUGCUCAUCUCAACAUAGGAACCAUCCUACAUCUACAGAGAAAAUACAGCAAGGCAAAGUACCAUUAUGAGCUAGUCCUGAAACAAGACCCUGGAAACCAAUUAGCCAAAGCAAACCUAGGGAAACUAAAUAAUAUUCUGAACAGACAUACAUAGCACUUACAAUAAGUAUUGAUCAAAAGUCAGGGUAAUGUUGAAGUACAUGUAUUAUAUUUGAUUGUUAGUUUUCAAUUUAUUUCAGUGCAUUCUGAUUCAUCUUCUCAUUCCUUUGCAAACAAUACAUGUAUGCUUCCAACACAAAAAGGAUCACCUUUAA
This is a messenger RNA of Magallana angulata, 2873 nucleotides long. RefSeq names its product protein O-mannosyl-transferase TMTC1-like. The transcript is spliced from 18 exons. Gene Ontology annotation, molecular function: mannosyltransferase activity; protein binding. The record is from RefSeq and is a predicted model, not a curated record. The coding region runs from base 137 to 2713 and encodes 858 amino acids. NCBI's taxonomy places the organism in Eukaryota, Metazoa, Mollusca, Bivalvia, Ostreida, Ostreidae. Gene Ontology annotation, biological process: protein O-linked glycosylation via mannose.